AUGGUUGAGAAGUUCAGAGGUGUCAGUCACGCUAUAGCGCAUCGCUAUCUUCGCAGUUUGAUGCUCGUAAUCAAUCCGACGAGGGAUGACGAAAACGAUGCAGUUGAAAUGUAUAUCUGGCACAUGCGAUAUGGCGUCGGUGAUGAUCAUGGAGCAGAACUUACAGGGACUGAUGGAACUAUCAUGGCGUCUCUGAGAUAUGAGGGGAUACAAAGUGUGAAGAAGCAAGUCCUUGAUUUGUUCAAAGCAAUUAGAGGAUUGUGCAAAAUAGUCCUUGCUCCCCUUCCAACUGCUGCGGCUGCCACACUACGUGCCACAUACACUGAUUGGACUCCCGAAGAUUAUCAAGCUCCUGGGUUUUAUCCUUCUCCUGAAAAGCCCAUAUUAAGGCCCGAAGCAGAGGAAAUUCGCAUGGGAACGCUACAGACUGGACACCACACGUUCGUAUUCCUCUAUGAAUUUUUUUAA
Messenger RNA from Cylicostephanus goldi, 468 nucleotides. The record is from the annotation of a GenBank genome assembly. NCBI's taxonomy places the organism in Eukaryota, Metazoa, Nematoda, Chromadorea, Rhabditida, Strongylidae.